Maylandia zebra (zebra mbuna) is the source of this 2581-nucleotide messenger RNA. RefSeq lists its product as uncharacterized. NCBI's taxonomy places the organism in Eukaryota, Metazoa, Chordata, Actinopteri, Cichliformes, Cichlidae. Gene Ontology annotation, molecular function: DNA-binding transcription factor activity, RNA polymerase II-specific; RNA polymerase II transcription regulatory region sequence-specific DNA binding. Gene Ontology annotation, biological process: regulation of transcription by RNA polymerase II. Gene Ontology annotation, cellular component: nucleus. The record is from RefSeq and is a predicted model, not a curated record.
CCGGGAUACGCUGGUCGCCAAACCAAGCGAACCCAGCAAGAGAGCCACGCCAGUUCUGUUAGCACAACAUUCGCUUACUUAGCCAUUAGCCUGCCAUUGUUGUUUAUGUUAAAAUGUGGCAGCUACAGCAAGCGAGCGUUAAAACGUAACGCUGUCCGACCACUUCUACAACUGGAGGGUCACAUCUGUAGCCCAGCAUGUGCUCCGUCGUUGGUUGUGAUUCGUGGCGACACAAUGUGCAGCGGUUCAGGCUACCAGAGGACCCGGAGAGGAGACUGGAGUGGGUUCUGUUUCUGUUCGAAGUCAACAAGCAGCGACUAAAAGAAUCGUCCUGGACUGAUAUCACUAUUUGCAGUGAACACUUCACAGAUGGCUGCUUCGUGAGCUUGGCUCUGAGUGGCUCGGUGCAGCUGAAGCCCGGUGCUGUCCCCUCACUGUGGGUCAACACAGAGCCAGAGGAACCCGUGGAGAGCCCACAGGAUGAGGAACCUGUUACCACCACAGAUGCAGAUAGUCAGUGUGAUGACCUAGAAUUAUGUAAGAGCUCUACUUGUUCCCCUGAAAUAACAGAAUGCCCCUUGAGAGAUGCUCUCACUCCUGAAACUCCAGACACAGAUUCGAACCAGGAAUUGCCUGCACUUCAGAACGACAAAUACAUGGUGAAUGAAAAUUGCCUCCUGAAGGUGUUUGGCCAAAAGUGCCCAACAUGUGGAGACAAACUCCAGGCAGUGAAAGUAACCUAUGGGGAGCUCAUCAUCUUGAAACAACGAUGCCAUAAGUGCGACUACAAAAACAAGCGGAAUGGUCAGGUCAGUGCCCCUCUCCCUGCCGCUGAAGAUGGACGCCUGACAAGAGGCACAGAGGGAACCCCAGAGACCCAGCUGUCAGCGCUAAGAGACGACAACGCCGGCGCUGUGGCUUUGUCUGAGGCCGUCACUUUUAGCGAUGAAAAAAGCGAUCCUUCAGACGACGAAGAGGAAGGCAAUAGAGGUGGGAUGAGUUCAGAUGGGGACUGGAAUCCCACGGAGGAACUUUUGGUGGCUGACGAGCUCACAAAGGAGUCUGAGGAGGAAACCGAGGAUGAAGGCGAAGAGGAAGAUUUUGAAUCCCCGGGUGGCCUCGAAAUUAAUGAGUUGUGCACAGAGUGCGGACGUUUUUUCCUCAUCCUGAAGCCUCACACAUGCGAGCACAAAAUAAAACCCUACUCCUGCAAUAUCUGCGGGAAAAGGUGCGUUUCUGAGAUUGCUCUAAGAAAUCAUAGCGAAAUCCACGACGAAACGUACGAGCAUCCUUGCAAGUAUUGCUAUGUCACCUUCAAAACCAGGGCGGACAAAUUUAGGCACGAGCUGACCCACCAGGAUAAAAAAGAUCCCUUUAAAUGUCCCGACUGUCCAAAGACAUUCGCCACCAGUAAAGAACGCCGGAGCCACCUGGCAAAGCACAGAGUCUCGAGGGAGUUCAAAUGUGGAGUCUGUGGGAUUGACUUCAAGGACAUACAUCGUCUCAGGAGGCACUCCGUUGUGCACACAGGACUGAAACCGUACAAGUGUUCGGUGUGCCAGCGUGGCUUCAACCAGACGAGCCACCUGAAGUCCCACAUGCGUCUGCACACCGGGGAGCGGCCGUACAAGUGUCAGCUCUGUGACAUGUGCUUCAACCACAACGUGAGCUUGAAAAGUCACGUCCAGCGUUACCACACGUCCAGCUCUGGACUUCAGCAGAUGGAUAAAAGGGCAAAUGAUGCUAAGAGGAACAAGAAAAAGAGAGACGUGAACUCUGAGUUUGACAGUGUGAAAGUAAAACAGAAGGUUCAGAGAGAGAGAUCAAUGAAGCCGAAAAGUAAAAGGAGAAGCACGGACAGGCCCAGAGGAAUCAAAUCAAAGGUACAGAAGUUAAAGAAAACAGGCUCCGGUGAUGAGGGGAGCGAGGACAAGCAGUCAGGUAGUGAUUUAUCCUUUGACUCGACAGAAGAGGAGGAAGAAGAAGAAGAGGAGGAGGAGGAGACAUUGGGAAGGCGACCAAACGGUGACAGUGACUCUGAUUUUGACCCAGAAGUAGAAGCAAAGAAGAAGAGGUGCAGCAGCCAGAAGACUGUUAAGAAACGGAGAGAAAGAUCAAAGAAGGGCCUGGUGGUCUGAAGUCUGUGGUUUUUGUUUUUUUGUUUGUCUUUUUUAAUGAUGUAAAAACAGAAGGAUCACACUACACAGCCACUAUUGAUAUAAUUCAGUACAUGCAUGAAAUCGUUGCUUUAUAGGGAGUUCCACACUGUUGUUUGAUUUUCCCAAGCCUUUUUAUCUUAACAGAUGUGGAGGUGAAUUGCAAACAGAUGGAAGCUGAUCGAACGUUAUGGCACUGCUUGCCUGAAGAAGAGCAAGUCAGUAUUUAUUCAGAAUCAAAAUGACGCUAAUGUAAGAAUGAACUUCCAUUGUUUUUAUUUUUAUCACUACAUACAGUCAGUUUCCAGUCUUAUAUUAGCUCUGCCACAACAUGUGGUUUUUAUUUGAUGAGAAAACCUUAUUUUAUUUAAUCUUUAAAUAUGAUAUAAGUUUACAUUAUGACAUUUAUAAAGAGAAACUUCACA